Molecule: messenger RNA, 468 nt
Organism: Sphenostylis stenocarpa
Lineage: Eukaryota; Viridiplantae; Streptophyta; Magnoliopsida; Fabales; Fabaceae
Source: the annotation of a GenBank genome assembly
AUGGGAAAUUGCUUGGUACUGCAAAAGAACGCUGUGAAAAUCAUGAAAACAGAUGGGAAAAUUCUUGAAUACAAAACACCCAUCAAAGUAGAAGAGGUUUUGAUACAAUUUUCUGGCCAUGCAGUGUCUGAAUCUCUCACGGUCCUGCGGUAUCUUGAGCCACACACAAAAUUGCUUAGAGGGAAGUUAUACAACCUAGUACCUCUACCACCGCCAUCACCAAAAUCCAACAAGAAGGUGAGGUUCGCGGACCCAGAAGUCCAAGAUGUACAGAAAAGUAACGUGGUUAGGAUUAAGCUGGUUAUCAGUAAGCAAGAGCUGCAGAAAAUGCUGCAGAAUGAAGGGUUUUCAGUCAGCAAGAUGUUGUCUCUAGUUCAUGAGGACAAGGGUGAAGAUUUGUCUCAAAAGAACGAAGAUGUCUCACAAGGGUGGAAACCAGCGUUGGAAAGCAUACCUGAAGUAAAGUAG